Oikopleura dioica is the source of this 2826-nucleotide messenger RNA. Lineage: Eukaryota; Metazoa; Chordata; Appendicularia; Copelata; Oikopleuridae. The record is from the annotation of a GenBank genome assembly.
AUGAAAACGCGUUUCACAGUUCUCGACAUAAAAGCAGCGUUGGCCGAAAUUCGGGCGAAUUUAUUGCAUCACUAUGUUCUGAAUAUCUACGACAUAGAUGCGAAAACAUAUCUGUUGAAAUUACGAAAAUGCGCUUCAAAGCAUGUUCUUCUCUUCGAGUCUGGGACCCGUGUUCAUCCUACGGAAAUGGAGUGGCCCAAGAACACAGCUCCUUCGGGAUUUAGUAUGAAGCUGAGGAAGCAUUUGAAGGGGAAACGGUUGAUAAAUGCUAGUCAACUUGGUUUCGAUCGAAUCAUCGACCUUCAAUUUGGAACAUCAGCUUGUUUGGACGAGUAUCAUCUGAUCAUUGAGCUCUACGAUCGUGGAAACAUCAUUCUUUGUGACCAAGACUACACUAUUCUGAAUCUACUCCGAGCUAGAACAGACAAAGCUACGGACGAGAGAUUUGCUGUCCGGGAAACAUAUCCAGUUGCACAGGCUCAGCCUUUGAAAGAGCCGUAUCUAUCUGUUGAAGAGCUCCAGGAAAACGUCAAGCCAUCUCAAGUCCAAGGGAACAAGAAGAAAAAUAAGAACUUUACAAUCGCCAAGCAGCUUAAUUCAAGUCUAGGUUAUGGAACUGAUGUCAUAGAACACUUCCUGAUCGAACAGGGCCUUGACGUGGCCACAGCAUCUGUUGUGCAAGACCCUGAUGAGAUUCUCGAAUGCUUACAGAGCUGCUACGACUUUUUGAAUUCCAACAAAACGAAUUUCCAAGGCUACAUAUCGACCAAAACCGCCGACAACGUCCUCCAAUAUGUCGAUUAUCAGCCCUUUCUCUUCCAUCAGUCUCAAUCAGAUAGUACCAUUGAGCUUGAAAGAUUCUCCCUUGCUGUUGAUAAAUUCUAUGGCGAAAUACAGUCGCAAAAGGCAGAACAAAAGAUGGUCCAAGCAGAAAAGGCCGCAAUGAAAAAGCUAGAAAAUGUAAAGCUGGAUCACAUGAAGCGUCUCGAAUCACUUAAACUCGCACAAGCCGAUAAUGUGAGAAAGGCGCAGCUAAUUGAGAUGAAUUUGGAGCUCGUUGAUUCCGCCCUAAAUCAAGUGCGCUCGGCGCUCGCUUCUCAAAUUGGCUGGGAAGAGAUCGAGGAAUUCCUCGAGGAGGGGCAGGAUGAAGGCGAUCCGGUCUCCAUCGCGAUUAGAGAGCUCAAACUAAAGACAAAUCAGAUUGUGAUGAUGUUGAGCGAGCCUGAUUACGAUGACUCCGACUCGAGCUCAGAGGACGAGGACGCAUUUUACGAUUCUAAACGCGCCGCUGCUGACAAAGAGUCAAAAACCAUUGACGCUAGUAAAAAGGCUUUGAAAUCAGCCGAAAAGAAGACUAAUGAAAGUCUCAAAAAUAUACAGACUGUUCGUCAAGUCACGAAAGUGCGCAAACAAAUGUGGUUCGAGAAGUUUUUCUGGUUCAUUUCAAGUGAGAAUUACUUGGUUAUUGCCGGCAAGGACGCUCAACAAAACGAGACCAUUGUCAAGAAAUACUUGAAAAACGGCGAUGUCUACGUUCACGCUGAUAUUCACGGUGCAUCAUCGUGCAUUGUGAAAAAUAUUGACCCUUCCAAGCCGGUUUCGCCGGUAACGCUUCACGAAGUCGGACAUGCCGCGGUCUGCCAUUCGGCAGCGUGGAAUGCAAAGUGUCCAAAACGGCGCCGUCGGGGGGAGUACUUGACCACUGGUAGUUUUAUGAUCAGAGGCAAGAAGAAUUAUUUGCCACCGAGUCAGCUCGUCCUCGGCUUUGGUUUCCUUUUCAAGCUCGAUGAUGCUUCUGUUGCUAGACAUGCCGGCGAGCGGAGGAUAAAAGGCCAAGCGAAUGAAGUCGAAGAAGAUGAUAUAUCAGACCUUGUUGAAAUCAAGGAAGAGAACGAAACCGAGCCCAAGUUAGAAGGCGAGAGUGAUGGAGAAUCUGACGGGAGAUUUAGUGACGAAAAAUCAGAAGCUCUCCAAUUCCCGGAUACAAAGAUCGACAUCAAGUAUAAUGUGGAGGAAGAAGUUGAAGAAAUCGUCAAUGUCGGUAAAGGUGCCGGAAAGCGAGAGAAGACCAAAGAGGAAAAGAAAGGUCGAGCGAAGCCAGCUUGGCAGUUGGAACAUGAACAACAGAGAGCUGAAAAAGAUAAAUUCCGGAAAAAGAGAGGCAAAGCUGGAAAAGAAAAGAAAAUGAAGCAAAAAUAUGGCGACCAGGAUGAAGAAGAUCGUGCUGCGAUGAUGGAAUUCCUCGGUAGCGCAGGGGCGAAAAAACAAUCAAAGAAAUUCCAACGAGCGGAAAAGCGUGAGUUGAAGAAAGGUGGAGGUGCUCGUGGACAGAAAAAGGGGCCAAAAGAAAAGAAGGCCAACACUUUUGAGCGAGCAAACGAAGAACUGCCACCGCCUGAAGUGCUUCCGGAAGAUCCAGAUUGUAAAGCGGAAAUGGUCAUUGAGCAAAUGAAAGAAGACGCGGACGAAGAGGAGAUUACCAAGAUGCUCGAAGAGGAAGGCUUUGUCGAUGAUGAUGAUAUAUCGAUGCUCGACCAGCUCACGGGCAAGCCAACAGAAGAGGAUUUAGUCCACUACGCCGUUCCAGUUGUGGCACCUUUGUCGAGUUUGCGCGACUACAAGUAUCAUAUCAAAUUCGUCCCGGGAACAGGCAAGAAAGGAAAAUCGGCGAAACAGGCGGUUAGUAUUUUCUGUGGGAAAAAGGAAGCGCGCCAGGUAGAGAUCGACUUAAUGAGGGCAGUAAAGGAUGAAGACAUGACCCACAACAUGCCCGGAAAACUGAAACUCGCUGGACAGCAAGUGCAAAUGUACAAAAAGAAACACUAA